ACUUGUACGCGUUGGACGCCCCCGAGAAACAGCCGUGAGACGCCGUGGAAAAUCCGGAUUUCGGAAUCAGCCGCCGCCGCCGCCGUGUCCUCUCCUGCGUGGCCUGCCUCCGCUUCAGAGCAGGUUCUUUUUCCGUUUUUUCUUUUCUUCUGUGGAUGGUACAGUGGCCACUCGGACGGAACAGGUUGUCCCAGGGAACGUCGGCGAAAGGGAAAUGGUGACCGGAAGAACCCAAAUAGCUAAAUAAUUUAAAGUGUGGCAAAACAACAACCGUAGAGAAACCACGUAGAACCAAGAAGUAGAUUCGAUGCCACACACAGCAAAAAGUUGCGAAUCUUUGUGAUUGUGUGAUUUGAAUGCAAAGCGAACAGCAAGAAGGUGUGUUUUGAAAAGUACGAAGGAAAACGAGAGUGAACGACAGAGGGGGAGAGAAAGAGAGUGUAAGAAAAUCAAAUAUAGUUAGUGAAAAUAAAAUAAGAUAAGCCGAAGAGGAUAAAAAAAAGGAAAAAGUUCAUCCCAAAGUGUAAAGAGAAGAUAAUCAAAUAUUUAUAAAACGUUGCAAAAAUAUUUUCCCGCGUGGUUUUUCCCCUGGCUGCGACAGAUCCUGAUCCCGGUGUGUAUGUGUGUGUGCAUUGUAAAGAAUAAGAAAGAGAGUGAGAAAGGCAGAAAGUGAAGAAAAUCUGUGGUCCUUCGAGGAAAUUACGCAUGAGAUUAAAAGUUGCGAGAGUGGACGGGGAAAAAAAGAAAGUGUAAAGUGGUUUUGGCCCCAGUCAAAGAGUGGCACCCGAGCGGGGAAAAAAUAAGAAUAAAAAAUUUAAUACCCGAGGAAAAGUUCCGCUCUGGUCACCGGGCACCGACCGACGACGACAAUAUUGUCGACGGCGAGGUGAGGAAAUAACAGUCAACAGCAGCAGCAGCAACAAGAGCAUCAAAAUAUAAUCACCCAAGGAUUCUUCGUUGACGGAAGCGGAAGCGGAAACCUAUCAAAAUAUUGACCACUGAAUGCAGCAGCAGCCGCAGAUUCUAGGAAUUAGGAGAGGAAUUUAUUUGCUUUGGACUUUGGAGCAAACUGAGAGGAUAGACUGUCGUACAAGGGACAGUAUGAAGUCCACCAGACAACGGACUUGAAUAAAUAAUCGGAUAAAAACGCUGUCAACUCAACGAGAAGUGCAUUGGAUAGAACAGCAGACGACAGAAUAACAAAAAACACAGUGUCCAGUCCAAACAAACGAGGGAAAAUCCUCUGCACACGGUGUGAAAAGUGUGGAAAACAACGCAAAGAAAAACCCAUCAAAGCUUGUUGGUUGGUUCAACUCCAGUGAGAUCGCCGGGGAUCAGUUCGCCGAACCAUUGACACCGGGCACACCUACACCCACACAGCCACGUACUAGUGACACGUGUACGUACACAUACAACGUCACCAGCAGCAGCAGAGACACCAUGUCCCGUUCGACACAGUCAUCAGGCAGCCAGAGGAGACACAGAUCAAGGUCAACCUCGCGAUAUGCAGACCUGGAAAAGCCAAAGAAGAAAAAGACACUCAGUUCCACCAGCCUAGUUUCUAUACCAAACACAAUAAAGUUAAGCAUGUUAAACAGCGGUUUAAUUUCGUUAGAUAAAGUAAAGUUAUCAGCCAGAGAUGAGAAGAACCCCCUGUCGCAGACGAUGCCGGACAAGCCGACCGAGCUGCGGCACUUUGGCAAGCUGUGCGAGCAGCGGCGCAAGUUCCCGAUCCUGUACAAGCUCGAAUUCCAGACCGCGGUCAAGGUGGAGACGAACACGUGCCGGCACGCGUCCCGCAAGGCGAACGCCCACAAAAACCAGAACCCCAAAUGCAUUCCAUACGACUACAACCGGGUCGUGCUCGACAAGUAUGAAAACAUCCCAGACACCGACUACGUCAACGCGUCCUAUGUCGAUAGCUUACUGAAACCCAAUGCAUACAUCGUAACGCAGGGACCAACCGAGGAGACAGUGUUAGACUUUUGGCGGAUGGUGUGGCAGGAAAACUGCAGCGCAAUUGUGAUGCUAACGAAAACUUUCGAUUUCACCAAAGUGAUGUGUGUUCAGUACUGGCCACCGAACCGGGAAAAGGAGGAAAUCUACGGCGACAUCCACAUCACGGUGCAGUCCGAGGAGGAGCUUGCUAAUUUUCACAUAAGAACGUUUAGGUUAUUCAAAGUGAACAAAGACACGAAAGCAGUCACGGAGGAGCGGCUCCUGCUGCAGUUCCACUACACCGAAUGGCAUUCACACACCUGCCCUUUCUCGAACGCGAUCCUCGAGUUCCGGCGAAGAGUCCGGUCCGUCGUGGGGACAAUCAUCAAGGCCAACAGCCAGGUCGGACCGAUGCUCGUGCACUGCAAUGACGGCGGAGGUCGGUCCGGAGUAUACCUGGCCAUCGAUGCAAACAUGGAACUGGCCGAAGAGGAGGACUCGUUCCACGUGUUUGGUUAUUUGAAAAAGCUUCGGCAAUCGCGGAAAGGCCUUAUAGAGAAUGUGGACCAAUACAAGUUCGUAUACGACACGCUGGAGGAGUUUGUGAUCUCCGGCAACUCGUGGUUUCCGGUGAAGGAGCUGUCGCAGCGGCUCAAGGAGAAGAGCGUCAAGGACAACGUGACCAAGAUGAACGCCUACCAGCGGGAGUACGCCCAGAUCUGCAAGCAGACGCCGCGCUUCACGAUCGGGGACUGCGCCGGCGGGCACCGCGGGGACAACCGCGACAAGAACCGAGAUGUGCUGUGUGUUCCACCUGACAACUUCCGUCCUUACCUUACCUCGUUUCAGGGAAAUUCAUUUACCGACUACAUUAACGCUGUAUUUGUAGAUGGCUACACGAAGCCUAGAGAGUAUAUCGUAACCGAGUGGCCCUUACAGAAGACCUGCGGUGAGUUUUGGUCACUAGUGUACGAUCACGAGUGCUCUGCGAUCGUCGUCCUCUGUCAACCACCUCAACUUUCGGUAAGAUCCGUCUUCUUCAACCGAACCAUGGCCAUCCCAAAACCUGCCACUUUUUUUCUCCUACAGCAACAAUAUCCUUCCUGCUGGCCCGAGGGUCGCCACUCGAAAAAGUACGGCCCCGUGUUCACGAUCGACCACAUCUCGCACAAUCACUACGCCAACAUCAAGUCCUGGAUCUUCCGGAUCAACAAGAAGGUUAUCUCGCUGACGGAGCUGAUGGCGGGCGUGAAGGCGCCGCCCAGAACGGUGCAGCUCUUCCAGCUGAUCUGCUGGCCGAUGGGGCACAAGGUGCCAACGUCGACGAACUCGCUCGUGGAACUGAUGAACAUGGUCGAACGGUGGAGGCAGAAAACCGACUACGGCCCAGUGUGCGUUGUGUCACCUGACGGUCGUAGCCGGGCGGGCGUGUACUGUGCGGCGAACGCUUGCAUCGAGCAGGUCAUCCAGCACGGCGAGGUGGACGUUUUUCAGGCCGUCAAAACGGUCCGGAGGCACCGGCCGCAACUGGUGGACAAUAUGACUGAGUAUAAGUACUGCUAUGAUCUAGUUUUACACUACGUCUUGCACUACUUAAAUAAAGACUUGAAAGAAAAGAAGUGAGAAUGCGAUUUACACGAUGAUCUGUGGUUUAUUGAAUUUGGCCGUGGCAAAAGCAUCCCGCUGACGCCCGAGUACUCAAAUUCGGAACUCUCCAAAGAACUAUCGAACGCAGGUCGUGUAAUCGUGGAAAAAUCAAUUAGAAAAAUACACCGAGGAGAGUCCUAUGACC
Culex quinquefasciatus (southern house mosquito) is the source of this 3730-nucleotide messenger RNA. It is a transcript of the gene Ptp36E, whose product is annotated as receptor-type tyrosine-protein phosphatase kappa. Gene Ontology annotation, molecular function: protein tyrosine phosphatase activity. Gene Ontology annotation, biological process: protein dephosphorylation. The transcript has 17 exons. NCBI's taxonomy places the organism in Eukaryota, Metazoa, Arthropoda, Insecta, Diptera, Culicidae. The record is from RefSeq and is a predicted model, not a curated record. Bases 1441 to 3561 code for a protein of 706 amino acids.